This is a messenger RNA of Effrenium voratum, 1209 nucleotides long. The record is from the annotation of a GenBank genome assembly. Lineage: Eukaryota; Dinophyceae; Suessiales; Symbiodiniaceae.
AUGCAUUGGCACGCCAUCCUGAAGCUCACCCGCCGUGUGAAAUGGAAGCUGCUUGCAGCUAAGUUGCGGGGGCGUGGCUUCUUCGGCCAUUUGGCUUUGCCGCAGCUGAACGCGGACUUCUGGCGUUGCCUCCGGUACCUUGUGGCCCCUUCGCUUCGCAAGGGCCAGGCGGAUCUGGGCCCGGACCCGUACUUUUCGUCGCGAUUCCCAUUGACCGAGAUGGAAACACGCAUGAAGAAGUUCUUCCAAACAGCGUUUCGCCCAAGCGACAUGUACAACACCAUCAGAAGGCUAGGUGCCCGAAUUUCCUCGUACCAAGAUCUGGUGGCUUGGGCGCAGGAACAUGGUGACCCCUGGUUUGAGCAGUUCAUGGCGCGCCAGGGGCCGAAAAUGCCUGCUUUGUUUGGCAGCUGGCAGGCCCUGAUGGCCAAACCCAUGUCUGACUACCUGCAGCGGGAGAAGCGAUUGCAGCUGUGGAACGCAGCAGUGCAGGCUCCCUGCGCUUGCCCUACGCCACAGCGCUUGUCGCAAGCCUUGAGCUCUCUGAUGGACCACCACCAAAAAGACCCAGGAAGAUGGGCCUUCUGCGUCAAGAAAUUGGUGCGUGUUUCUUUACGGCGAGAAAAUUGGUGCGUGUUUCUUUACGGCGAGAGCAAUGCCGGAAAGACUGGGCUGACACGGCCACUGAUUCACAUCUUUGGCGAUCGGACUUUUCUCCGACCAAACCGUGGCGACACCUUUCCGUUGCAAGGACUGGAGCAACACCUUGUGGGGGUGUGGCAGGAUUGGAGGCUUGCGACCAGCCCCAUCCCAUGGGAUACCUUGCUGCUGUUGCUGGAGGGCGAAAGCGUGUCAGCAGCUGUGAAGGGCGGAGCUCCAGUAAUUGUGCACCAUCCUCCACCAUUCAUCAUCACCAAGCUGGCUGCAUCGCACUCAACAAGUGUUCCGCAAUGCAUUGGCCCUGUGCCAAGCCGUGCACCUACUGAACGCCAAAGCAUUGGAUCAGCAAAUUGCCAGCAUGUGCCUCACGCAGCCAGACCCCGCACUGUCCCUGCGCACAGUCACGACCUCAGAACUCUUGCAUGCAGAUCGCCAGAUUUGGGGCACAAUCGUAGACCUUCUGCAUCGCAAAUGGUCCAUGGACGAUGCCUUCCACGAACUCACGCAUGGCCGCAUGGAGAUCCAUUCGCUCCUCAUGCUGCGACCUAA